CUCUCUCUCUCUCUCUCUCUCUCUCUCUCUCUCUCCAACCAAAACUCCCAACGCACCCAACAUUUGUUUUCCCACGUUGGUGCUGAAGAAAGUCCAUGAAUGAAUGAUAUUACCUUCCUACGUACUGCAUGUAGGAGGAUUUAGUUGUAAUUUGUUUUGACACAUGAUAUUCGGCUUCGCUUCAAAUUUUCCAGUAAUUGAAAUGCAACACCAUUUUCUUGGCAGAGGAGAACUUUUUCUUCCUCAAAUGCUAGUACGACAUGGUUUUUCCUUUCGCCAAAUGGUGUAUUCUCUCUAACAAUAAGAAGCCUUGUGUAUUUUUUAAAGAUUUCCAUGAUUUAGAGGUUUGUGUCAUAAUUAAGCAUCAUUAUCUAUCAAGAAAGAGACUAGAAUAAAAGGGAAGCAUUGCCAAAUACAAGAAGAAAAAGAACAUUGAAUUGGUAUAGUAGAAGAUAAUGGCGUCCCUAUCCAGCCAACCAUCAAAGAAGAACAUGCGCAGCGCAAGAGGUACUUCUGACAGUUCUCAGGGAAGUCGUAAUUCCAAUGGGCAAACUGUUAAAUUUGCAAGACGAACUUCAAGUGGGCGGUAUGUCAGUCUGUCGAGAGAAGAUCUUGAUAUGUCGGGAGAAUUUUCUGGGGACUACAUGAAUUACACAGUACACAUGCCACCGACGCCCGACAAUCAGCCCAUGGACACAUCGGUGGCCGCCAAGGCUGAAGAGCAGUACGUUUCAAAUUCUCUUUUCACGGGAGGAUUCAAUAGCGUAACUCGUGCACAUCUCAUGGAUAAGGUGAUCGAGUCGGAGGUGAGUCAUCCUCAAAUGGCUGGAGCCAAGGGCUCUGCCUGUUCCAUGCCAGCAUGUGACGGCAAGGUGAUGAAAGAUGAGAGAGGAGCUGACGUGAUCCCUUGUGACUGUAGGUUUAAGAUUUGUAGAGACUGCUUCAUGGAUGCCCAAAAAGGAAAUGGUUUAUGCCCAGGUUGCAAGGAGCCAUACAAAGCCGAAGACUAUGAUCAAGACGAUCCACAAGAUUUCUCGAGUGGAGCACUACCAUUGCCAGCCCCGAAUGGCACAAAGAGGGACCCCAAAAAUAUGUCUAUGAUGAAGAGGAACCAAACCGGAGAAUUUGAUCACAAUAGGUGGUUGUUUGAGACAAAAGGCACCUAUGGCGUUGGAAAUGCCUAUUGGCCCCAAGAUGACAUCUACGAUGAUGAGGAUGAUGAAGGUUUCAAAGGGGGUAUGAUGGAAUCAAUGGAUAAACCUUGGAAGCCCCUAAGUCGAAGAAUGCCAAUUCCAGCCGCCAUUAUCAGUCCUUACAGGUUACUAGUCUUUGUCCGUCUAGUGGUCCUAUGUUUCUUUUUGCAUUGGAGGCUGUCACAUCCAAAUGAAGAUGCAGUAUGGUUGUGGUUGAUGUCAGUGGUGUGUGAGGUGUGGUUUGCCUUCUCAUGGGUCCUAGACCAGGUUCCUAAGCUUUGCCCCAUCAAUCGAUGCACAGAUCUUCAAGUCCUCCACGACAAGUUUGAUAUGCCAUCACCCGCCAAUCCCACCGGUCGCUCUGACCUUCCUGGUGUUGAUCUAUUUGUGUCCACGGCUGAUCCUGAGAAAGAACCGCCACUUGUCACUGCCUGUACCAUCCUUUCAAUUCUAGCCGUUGAUUACCCAGUGGAAAAGAUUGCAUGUUAUGUUUCUGAUGAUGGUGGCGCCCUCCUUACCUUUGAGGCCAUGGCCGAGGCUGCAAGCUUUGCUGACUUAUGGGUUCCAUUCUGUCGAAAGCAUAAUAUUGAGCCAAGAAAUCCUGAGACUUAUUUCAGCUUAAAAGUUGACCCAACCAAGAACAAAAGCAGGUUGGAUUUUGUGAAGGAUAGGAGGAAGGUGAAGAGAGAGUUUGACGAGUUCAAAGUAAGGAUAAAUGGGCUUCCAGACUCGAUUAGGAGGAGAUCAGAAGCAUUCAACGCCAGGGAAGAAAUGAAGAUGUUGAAGCACAUGAGGGAAAGUGGAGCAGACCCAUUGGAGGCCGUAAUGAAGGUCCAAAAAGCCACAUGGAUGGCUGAUGGUACCCACUGGCCUGGUACUUGGACUAUGCCUGCUAGUGAACAUGCCAGAGGUGACCAUGCAGGAAUUCUUCAGGUGAUGUUGAAGCCCCCUAGCUGUGAUCCACUAAUGGGAGAGGCCGACGAAAGGAUCAUAGACUUCUCCGAUGUGGACAUACGUCUUCCCAUGUUCGUAUAUGUUUCACGUGAGAAACGACCAGGCUAUGAUCACAAUAAGAAGGCCGGUGCCAUGAAUGCCCUUGUGCGAGCAUCUGCCGUCCUCUCCAAUGGCCCAUUCAUUCUCAAUCUUGACUGUGACCACUACAUCUACAACUGCAGAGCUAUCCGUGAAGGAAUGUGCUUUAUGAUGGACCGAGGAGGUGAGAACAUUUGCUAUAUCCAAUUCCCACAAAGAUUUGAAGGCAUUGAUCCUUCUGAUCGGUAUGCCAACCACAAUACCGUGUUCUUUGACGGCAACAUGCGCGCCCUCGACGGAGUGCAGGGCCCAGUUUAUGUGGGAACAGGUUGCAUGUUUAGGCGGUUUGCCUUGUAUGGCUUCGACCCACCAAAAACCGAUGAGAUUUCGCAGAGCACUGACUCUGAGAUGCACACCUUAAAGGCCAAUGACUUUGAUCCUGAUCUUGAUGUGAAUAGACUACCCAAGCGUUUUGGAAAUUCCAUAAUGCUAUCCGAAUCCAUACCUAUAGCUGAGUACCACGGCCGCCCACUGGCUGAUCAUUCUGCAGUCAAGUAUGGUCGGCCUCCUGGUAUUCUAAGGGCACCACGCGAUCCUCUUGAUGCCACGACUGUUGCUGAAGCUGUCUCUGUCAUUUCUUGUUGGUACGAGGAUAAGACUGAAUGGGGGGACCGAGUGGGUUGGAUUUACGGUUCGGUCACGGAAGAUGUUUUGACAGGUUACCGAAUGCACAACCGUGGGUGGCACUCAGUCUACUGCAUCACCAAGCGUGAUGCAUUUCGCGGGUCAGCUCCGAUCAACCUCACAGAUAGACUCCACCAAGUGCUCCGUUGGGCUACAGGCUCCGUUGAGAUUUUCUUCUCUAGAAAUAAUCCCUUGUUGGCUUCGAGGCGUCUGAUGCUUCUCCAGCGUCUGGCAUACCUUAACGUUGGCAUUUAUCCCUUCACCUCUUUAUUCCUUAUUGUCUAUUGCUUCCUCCCCGCACUCUCUCUAAUCUCUGGAAACUUCAUCGUGCAAACUCUAAGCGUGGUGUUCUUGGUCUACCUACUAAUAAUAACAGUGUGCCUCAUUUCGCUAGCCAUCUUGGAAGUGAAAUGGGCUGGUAUAGGAUUGGAAGAGUGGUGGAGGAAUGAACAGUUUUGGCUCAUUUCUGGAACCAGUGCACACUUGGCUGCUGUGGUGCAGGGGCUGCUCAAAGUGGUUGCUGGGAUUGAAAUAUCCUUCACUUUGACUUCAAAAUCGGCAGGAGAAGACGUUGAUGACAUCUUUGCAGACUUGUACCUUGUGAAAUGGACUUCGUUGAUGAUUCCACCAAUUGUAAUUGCAAUGGUGAAUAUAAUUGCCAUUGCCAUUGCAUUUUCAAGGACGAUCUACAGUACAGUUCCUCAAUGGAGCAAGUUCGUUGGUGGAGCAUUCUUUAGCUUUUGGGUGUUGGCUCAUCUGUAUCCUUUUGCCAAAGGUUUGAUGGGGAGGAGAGGAAAGACACCAACGAUUGUGUUUGUUUGGUCAGGUCUCAUUGCAAUCACACUUUCUUUGCUUUGGAUUGCCAUUAGUCCCCCAAAAGCAAGCUCAACAGAAGCUAACGGAGGAGGGUUUCAAUUCCCUUGAAACCUUGACUUCAAACCUCCGCCCUUUUGGUCCAUCUUUCCUUACAACUUACAGGGACAAGUAACUAACUCAUGUACGUACGUUAAUGCAUGCAACUGUAACAUAUUGGUAAAUGACAGAGACAACUUCUUAAUUUAUUUGUCCAUGCAGGUACAUUAUCAAGUUCCACAUUAUUAUUUUUGGCAAGCAUACAUAUUUUUUGUAAGUGAACAAGCAAGAAAUGAAGGAUAUUCUUCGAAAAUAUUAAUACU
Messenger RNA from Carya illinoinensis, 4084 nucleotides. RefSeq names its product cellulose synthase-like protein D4. Gene Ontology annotation, molecular function: cellulose synthase (UDP-forming) activity; mannan synthase activity. Gene Ontology annotation, biological process: cellulose biosynthetic process; plant-type primary cell wall biogenesis. The record is from RefSeq and is a predicted model, not a curated record. Gene Ontology annotation, cellular component: trans-Golgi network; plasma membrane. The coding region runs from base 456 to 3833 and encodes 1125 amino acids. NCBI's taxonomy places the organism in Eukaryota, Viridiplantae, Streptophyta, Magnoliopsida, Fagales, Juglandaceae. The transcript has 6 exons.